This is a messenger RNA of Diospyros lotus (date-plum), 925 nucleotides long. RefSeq names its product CASP-like protein 1E2. Bases 50 to 673 code for a protein of 207 amino acids. The transcript has 2 exons. The record is from RefSeq and is a predicted model, not a curated record. NCBI's taxonomy places the organism in Eukaryota, Viridiplantae, Streptophyta, Magnoliopsida, Ericales, Ebenaceae.
AACUUGCCAAAAUAAAGCCCAUUCCUUUCGGACACCUGUGUGUGUGUGAAUGGAGAAACACGAGAGCAAUAUCAAUGGAGGGAGACGGGUUUUGGAGGGGGGAGAAGAAAAGAUGGCUGCAGCAGGAACAAUGAUAGUGGAGAAGAAAACAAUAAUCAGAUCAGCAGCAGCAGCAGCGAUGGCGCUUAGGGCUUUGGGGAUGGCGCUGAGUCUGGCGGCGGCCAUCGUGGUUGGCGUUGAUAAGCAAACCGUCAUGGUAGAGGUGUCCGUGGUUGACUCUUUGCCACCCUUGCAUCUCCCUGUUACCGCCAAGUGGCAUCACCUCUCUGCCUUCGUGUACUUCGUGGUCGCAAAUGGCAUAGCAUGCACAUAUGCAGCGCUCUCUUUGGCGCUCACAUUGGCCACCAAGGGUGGAAGGAAGGGUUUGGCAUCGACGAUUAUAAUCCUAGACCUAGUGAUGGUGGCGCUGCUCUUCUCCGGCAACGGAGCCGCCGCGGCAGUCGGCGUGAUCGGCUUCGACGGGAACUCGCACGUUCGUUGGCAAAAGGUUUGCGACAAGUUCGGGAAGUUUUGCCACCAGUUCGCCGCGGCGCUGGCGCUGUCUCUGCUCGGGGCCAUGGCGUUUAUGUGGCUGGUUGUGCUGAAUGCUCUGAAACUCCACAAGAAUAAUUAAUUACGAGGAAGAUCAGAAUUCGCAGGGUUGGCCUCUGUGUGUUCCUUCUAGAUUAAGUGAACUUAUUAAGGUGGCAUUGUUAGGUGUGUAGCAGUUAAGUAAAUGUUUACAUUAUUGACUGUUAUGGUCAAUUUAUGUUGCGCUUGUGUACCUUCUUCUUCGUACGGGCACAUAUAUAUCCCCUUUUUAACUGUUGAAGCCGCGUAGAGCGUAUUAUUAAUAUUGAAAGCCAACCCCAAUUCAUUUCUUUCA